CGGUAGACCGGUAGAAGCGAAGGUCUAGACUGCUGUCGGUCCCUGGUACGUUUAUGGUCGCCCCAACUCUCCCGGAAAAGUGCGGUCGCGGGAUGUGGCGCGCAGGGGCGAAGUGGGCAGUAGGGGCUACUCUCCUUGGGGCCGGGGGUGGAGCUGCCGCCAUCGCUUCGUCGGACGAUCCAUCGACCUCCCUUAAAAUCUGCACCAUCGUUCCCCUUCGCCUCUUCCGCGACGCCGUCACUGCUGCCGUCAUCGCCUUCGACUACAAGUAUUCGUUUUGGGGAGUUGAAGAAGGAAGUGCUGAGUGGUUGAAAGUUAGGCACGAAGUCCACAACCGGUGUGCUCAUAGAAUUCAAGAGUUGUGUUUCCGCAAUGGAGGAAUAUAUAUCAAACUUGGUCAACAUAUUGGCCAAUUGGAGUAUGUAGUUCCUCAAGAAUAUGUGCAAACAAUGAGGGCUUCAAUGCUGAAAAGAUGUCCAAUUUCCUCGUAUGAUCAAGUGCGCAGUGUUUUCAUGAAAGAGCUUGGACACCCACCAGAGAAUGUUUUUGCAGAAUUUGAUCCAGUCCCUUUGGCAAGUGCUUCUCUUGCGCAAGUUCAUGCUGCUAAAACCCAUGAUGGCCGAAAAGUUGCUGUAAAGGUUCAACACAUCCAUCUGACAGAUACAGCUGUUGCAGAUAUUGUCACUGUGGAUUUCUUGGUUAAUUUCUUGCACCGGUGUUUUCCUGCAUUUGACUACAGGUGGUUGGUUGAUGAAGUUCGUGAAAGUGCACCAAAGGAAUUAGAUUUCUUGUUUGAGGCUAGGAACAGCGAGAAAUGUUUGGAUAACUUUAGGAGAUUAUCUCCUCAUAUCGCGGAUAGCAUAUAUGCGCCUAAGAUAUAUUGGAAUCUGAGUACCCCUAGACUUCUGACCAUGGAAUUUAUGGAUGCUGCGGAAAUAACUGAUGUUACUGGCAUUCAGAGGAUGGGUAUUCAACCUGCAGAUGUCUCAAAAUUAGUAAGUGAAGCUUUUGCAGAGAUGAUUUUUAAGCAUGGUUUUGUUCAUUGUGACCCUCAUGCUGCCAACAUGAUGGCUCGGCCUUUGCCAUCCAGCAAAUGGAAUAUUUUUCGAAGAAAAAAGCCUCAACUGAUACUGCUUGAUCACGGCCUCUACAAAGAACUUGAUUUUUUGACUAGAACAAGCUAUGCUGCACUUUGGAAGGGGCUUGUUUUUGCUGAUGUAAAUGCAAUAAAAGAGAACAGUGUAAAGUUGGGUGCUGGUGAGGAUCUAUAUGCACUGUUUGCUGGGAUACUCACGAUGAGGCCGUGGAAAAGGGUCAUUGAUCCAUCUGUUGAUCAUUUGGUUCUAGAAGGGAGUGAGGGUGAUCGUUCUGAGCUUCAAAUGUAUGCUUCUCAAUAUUUACCUCAGAUAUCAGAGCUACUUAGGAGACUACCACGUGUGAUUUUGUUAAUGCUAAAAACAAACGACUGUUUGCGAGCUGUCAAUCAUGCCUUGGGUCAAGGGUCUUCACUUGAAACAUUUUUAAUCAUUGGAAGAAUCUCAUCUGAAGCAGUUCUGGAGUCCAAGAAGAUGCUGAACAAAAGGUCCUUUCUCUGGGGACUAAGUAUAUGGUUUGAAAAGAUUUUGCUUGAAGCUCGAUUAUUUGGUAUGAAGGUGGCUUUGCGGCUUCUACAGUUCAGGAAGUACUUGCCUAAAGGAAUGCCAGCAUAACAAAAUAUUCCUUUUCAUACAGCUGCUGAAAUUCAUUUAUAGGGAAAUAUCUCGUUUGUUUCUCUCCAUCUUUUUUGUUUGCUGUGCACACGGGUGGCAGGGAUGGCAUAAGGGUGGAGGGGAUUGAAUUUUUGAUUUUCCUUGUUAUGGUUAUUUUAUUCUUUUGGGCCAACUACAGUUCAUCCCACCUUUUAAUUCAUGUUAAAGUAUCAAAUAUGCUGUCAUUGGGUGUGUAAGCUAUCGGUAUGUUUAAAAAAUUCUAUGCAUUUUGCAGGAAUGAAGUGUAAUUGUUAGAAACUAAUUAAAUCUUGGUGGCAUGACUGAGCUAUU
Messenger RNA from Ananas comosus (pineapple), 2039 nucleotides. Its product is annotated as putative ABC1 protein At2g40090. Gene Ontology annotation, cellular component: mitochondrial inner membrane. Gene Ontology annotation, biological process: mitochondrion organization; lipid homeostasis. The record is from RefSeq and is a predicted model, not a curated record. The coding region runs from base 54 to 1709 and encodes 551 amino acids. NCBI's taxonomy places the organism in Eukaryota, Viridiplantae, Streptophyta, Magnoliopsida, Poales, Bromeliaceae. The transcript has 12 exons.